Messenger RNA from Mya arenaria, 3772 nucleotides. RefSeq names its product coiled-coil domain-containing protein 157-like. The transcript is spliced from 12 exons. Lineage: Eukaryota; Metazoa; Mollusca; Bivalvia; Myida; Myidae. The record is from RefSeq and is a predicted model, not a curated record. Bases 156 to 2729 code for a protein of 857 amino acids.
UACUUGGGUUUUGCCCCAAAUCAUUGACUAGGUAGAAAUGCACCAUUGUUUUAGUUCUUCUAAAACUAUUAAAAGUGUAUGCAAAUUUCCUGAAAAAAAUAAAUGUACCACAAAAUCUUUUAAUUAAGUCGGCUUUAUGACAAAUAAGCGAAAAGAUGGCUUAUCUAUUGGGAGCUGCUGCGGUGAUGGAAAGUCUACAGAAUGAUGUUCGGGAUGUACAGUCAUGUGUUGUGGACAUUACUUCAAGGAUAGGCCCAGUGCCCUGCACGUCUUGGAAGUUCCCAGACAAACAGGCUGGGGAGCUGGAUGUGGAGGACCUGCUUGAUCUGUAUGGCUACUCUGAUGAUGAUGAGGAAAAGCAGGUGGCUCAUAUUGCCCUGUAUGAGCUCGUCAUUGACAGGCUUGUGUUGUUGCUGCAUGGAAUGGCCAGCUACACAGAGGGAGUGAUGAAGCAGGCAUCCUGUGAGACUGACCAAGCCCCAAAGUCAGGGACAUCUGUGGGUGUGGUUGCUAAGCGAUAUUGGAACAGGCUUUCACAUCUACAGCAGGCUGUCAAGCAAAUUGUACAAGAGAAAGGAGCAAUGUCCCGUAAAGUGUCAGAACUUGAGGGAGAUGUUCGCAGACUGGACUCUGAACUUAAACAAGCUUACGCCUCCAACAGGCCAAAAACUUCUGGGCUUGGGGGACUUAUACCUCCCAACAGGGCAGAAAUGAUUACUGGUUUAAGUUGUGAUCCAUCCAAACUUAAGGAGUUUGGCCUUCUUGGACGCGACGAGUACAACAAAGGUUGUCAGACAAAUGAGACUGCAUUCACCCCAUGUGACUCAUGCUCACAUGUGCAGCGGAGUUUCCGACAGAGCGGGGACAUUGUAGUGGGCAUCUGCCAGCAGCAGCAGAUCCCGUCAUGUCUUCAGAAGUUCCGACCCCAGGUAUCGCACCUUGACUGGCUCUCUGGGAACGAUGUGGCUCGCUGGGCCGCAGAACAGAACAAGGACUUACAGAGGAUCAGCAAGCUGACCGCGACUAUCCAACCAUUGAAGGAAGAGCUUAACGAGUGUAGGGAGAAGUCUGAUAAACUUGAAAAACGAGUGCAAAACUUUGAUAGAGAUUUGAAACGAGAGAGGGAUGACAGGACUGCUUUGCAUAGAGAGUAUGAGAAGAAAAUAAAGGAAAUGGAUCUUAAUCAUACAAAGAUCCUGGAAUUGGAAAAGCAGGAGAGGGACGCACUUGAGGCGAGUAAGCAUGAAGUGGAGAGAAUGCUGGAAAGACAGAAGACUGACUUGCUGGAAAAGCAGUCUUUACUCAGGGAAAUGGAGAGCACAAAGUCCACUCUUGAGCAUGAGUUGACCAGUACGAAGGUUGAGAGUGCUGAGGUAGAGCGGCUGCAACGAGAGAUGACCAUGCUGCAGGGACGACUUGACAAUGUCGCGGUCAAGAUGGAUCAGUCCUCACGGGAACUGCAGCGCGAACAGGCAAAGAGUAAAAGUGCAACAAAACAUACACAGAGCUUACAAUCGAAGCAGGAGUCAUUGUUGGUCCGUAUUGAGGUACUGGAUGAAGAGAACCGUGAGUUGAAGGACAAGCUCUCUGAAGUCGAAGAUGAAAAGGAUAGUCUGGAAGAGAAGUUUGAAGAGCUACAGAGGCAGACAACUCAGAAAGAGAACCAGAUCAAAGAAAAGCAGGUUGAGAUAGAGCAUUUUAGAGCUGACAUAGAGAGCCUGGAGCAAUCCAUAACGACUAUGGAUAAGUCUAUCUGUGGGCUGAAUGACCGACUAGAGGAGGCAAAAGAGAGGGAAAGACUCAUUGUGGAGUACCCAGACGUGAAUGGACCGGUCAAUCCUGACCUCACAGGUACAGGAGACAUCUUGCUGGACAUGGAAAACCAAGUAAAGGCCAAUAGCAUCCGUAUCCAGCUAUUGGAGACACAGAAUGAGGGCCUCCGCAACUCCAUCACCAAGCUGGCCGGUGUAGGGGACCCACUGGGGGAUGGUGGGACAAUGGAAGGGGACAGUGGAGAACAGCGUUGGGCCGUUCAUGUGCAGAGAAACAAUCCAAAGCCCCUGUGGGACACUGACAUAGUUCAAGGUCAAGGACACAGGCAUGAAGAAGACUACAGCAGGCCAGAGUACUCAGAUAUGGAAAACAUGUAUAACGAGGCCCAUGUGACAUCCAACAAGCCAGACCACAAACCUGCUGCCACCAAGGGAAUCUGGAAUCAGGCAUACAUCAAAAACAAUAAAGCUAAAGUGCAGUCUGGUAUAAAAAACAUGGAGUUUGACAAUAGUGCCAUGAAACAAAAAACAUCCCCAAACAAGGACAGAGCACCUUUUGGCCACAGGCCAUUGUCAAGUGACACUUCUAAAAAGCCAGGAGGAGAUUUUAUUGUUGGACGAGCAAUGUCUCGACCUGGUAGCGCAAAACCACAUGAUCAAGCCUCAUCUUCGGGGAAAAGUAGGCCGAGCAGUGGGAAGACCUACAUGGCCCCUGUUAAUGCUACCAGUAUAAGUGCCUAUCUGCAAAUGAAAAGAGCUGGUAAACUUGACCAUCCAGCAGGUGCUUCUCAAAAGACAUCUGGGUCGAGACCGGGAAGCAGCAUCAGACCUCGAAUACCAACAGCAGAAGAGGAUGAUGGCUACACAAGACGGGAAAACUUCAGCUGCUGUAACUGUGACAAAAUGUACACAAGACAGCGUGACCUUGACAUUCAUAUGUCAUACUGCUCUGGGUGAUAUUGCCUUGUCGACAUGACGUGAUACGUUGUUUAUGUGUCUGUGAUAAAGUUUAGAACACUUGCAUAAUACACUCUUUUUUGCAACAGUAAAAGGUGGUCCAGCUUAUAUUGCAAAGAAAGUCUACGUACGUAACAUGACACGGACUAAGAUACAUUUAUACAUGUACACAUACCUCCAUGUGCUUAACAGGCAUGUCAGUAUACAAGUUCCAAUCAUGCAAUGUAACAACAUGCAAUUUUUGUUUCAUAAUCGUAUACUGAAGAGAGAAAUUGGAUAAGCCAAAGAAAAUACUUUAUUUAAGGUGCUUAUUGAAUAUGGUCAUCGUUUAACUAAUAAUAUAUACACCAAGCUGUCUUGUGAAACAUACAAAUAGACACACUUUAUUUUCUUUCUAUUUAUUACUCUCUGUGUAUUCGUCGCCAACAUCGUCAUCAGCGUGAAAAGGCCAUAACCCAAAAAUCGUUAAAAUAUUUACAGGAAACUUAGUACACUUUUUACGAGAGACAGUUACCAGAGACAGUACAAACAUAUUUAGCAAUGCCCAUAACUCUAGCUUUGAUAGAUAUUGCGGUUUGCCUCUUUUGGACUGAUACAUCACACGAGGGUUGGCCUCCGCUUUCGUGCUGCCCUUGAUCAUGUGUGCUUUGUGUAACAUGUUGAUAUUUUGAUGGAUGUUUUGUGACUUGCACAGUCAUAUGCAUGUGUCAAUGUUUACAUAAGAACAAAGACGCCAUACUUCUGUUUUAAGAAUAUAUCCUCACAGCAGCAGAUUUGAUAUGCUACAAAGCAGAUUUUAAGCAGAUUUGUAUCCUCUCUGUGAAGAACAUUAAAAAUAUGUGCUGUAUCAGGUUCUACAGAAGUAAAGUAAUGCAUACCAUUAUCAUGCAAACUGUUUGCCACAGAUGUGUUCUCGACAGAGCUAUAUUUAUAGUAUUUUGCUUUAAUCUGCUCAUGUUUUCACAUUCCUGUUAGUGGUUAAUAUUACAGAAUAUUGUUUUAUACUCUGAUAAUGAUUUUAUAAAUUAGUAAUAUAUUAUUUA